AUGAUCAACAACCGCCGGCACAGCGUGUAAAUGGGGCUGGGGGGGGGGGGCGAGCCUGGAAGGGCAGCAGCACUGAAACAGCCAGACUACAUUCCGUGCGUGUGAGGAUGGCAAUGAGAAGGGAAAGGAACUGCUGGAGAGCUGCAGGCGUCGCAGAGCACGUUGCUGCAUGGACGUGGGAACUGUGCAUGCAGGGCAGGGUUGGAACAAUAGGAAAAUCCAAUGCAGCACUGCCCGGGGAUUUCCUACAGCCCAGAGGCCAAUGGCUCAGCACCCCGAUGAAGAGUGAGAACAGGACCCUGCAGUUAUAGAGAGAAGGGCCUCACGGCAAGAAAAGGGAAAGUAGCUUCACAGAGUAGAAAUAAGGGGCAAAUAGAGAUAGUUUAUGUAGAGAGCAUUAGAAAACAAGGGGUUCCAAGCACCCACUGCAACCCCCACCCCCUUUCAUAUCCAGCCGUGCUCCUAAAGAGGUUAAAUUCCUCGGGAAAAGACCCUCGGGAAAGUGAAGUCCUGUCACAGUUACCUAGAUAGAUCUGUGCCCGUGACAGGGGGGCAGUAGGCUCGCGGGCCCCCUCCCCCCCCGGCUUCCCGAGAAAAAAAGAAACAGAGCAGAGGCAACGAUGUAAGAAGGAGGACUUAUUUUACUAACGACGAUGUUGGAGUGCAAGAUGACACAGUAUAAUGCGAUCUCAUUGGGAGUAAGGAUAAUGAAUGGAAUGGAAUGAGAGAGAGCGGAAGAGCGAUAGGGAGAGAGAGGGAGAGAGUGUCUGUAGUGGAAUUGCGGGGUCACAGCCUGAACCGAUGGGUGCGCUCUGUGAGUGUGUGAGUGCGGCGGCGCGGCGCUACGAACGGGGAGGGACACAUUGCUCAGCUCGGCUCUGCCUGCGCGCUGCUGCCGGGAGGGGUGAGUCGAUUCUUUUGGGUAUCUUUCCCUCGUGUGCCUAUUUCUUAAAUAAAGGCUUUGCCAUUGCCUUCAUUUGCUCUACAUUUUGGCGAGCCAGGCGGCCAAAUAUCUUUAAAGAUACCCAAUUAUAAGCCUCUUAAAAUAAUUACCAUGACAUUUUUGAACAAUUUCAUGGGGUGGUUUGGACGGGGAAAGGCUAGCCCCAUAAGUGAAGUUUUGCCAGGGCACAUCCCGGGAUUCCUAGGAUCCCCAUAUCAUGGGAUUGCUUGUAUUAUUGAAAAAUGGGGUCCCCUACGGGAUGCAGGAAAUGUUCAGGAAUCCCCAGCCCGCCUGGCUGAGUACUUCAGUAGUCUAAACAAAAACGUACUCACUACACGAGAACGACAGUUAGCUGCCUCCACGGUGGCAUGGCCGCUGCUGAUGGCCUUGAACCGGCUAAAUAUAACUGAAGAGGCUCUCACUGAUGAAAAUCAACUAUUACGUGACCGUGUGGAAGAACUGGAAAGACAGGUUGCAAUUUUGAGAGGGAAAAAACCUAACCCUAUAAUUCCGGUACAAAAAAUCCGAAACAUCUCUCUAGAAAUUACUGGGGAUCCUAUGCAAGAGAGUCUACAUGAACUGGACUCAGAAAAUGAAAGCACUAAGAAGUCAGAUCUUGAGGCUCCACUAGAGCUUGAUCCCUUUGAGAUCCGACCAGUUGUAACUCAAAAAACAAAAAAAACGCAGGACAGGCCAGCGGGGCUGCCCCCUGACCAGCGGCCCCCUGCCCAGAGCACACUACGUGUAACAGCUCGCCCAUACAUGGCAGCUGAAUUAAUGGAUUUAGUACAACGCUUUAGACAAAGACCGAGAGAGAGUGUGCCAGCAUGGUUACUGAGACUAUAUGACAUGGGGGCAGAAAGCGUUGUGGUGAAUGGGCCAGAAAUCUCAAAACUGGCAUCCAUUACUACUCACCUGGCCCUCAGGCAAAGACUAUAUGCGGCUGUGCAACACAAUGAAGAAAAUCAUUCACUGAUUGCAUGGUUAAUGGCCGCAUGCCGUGUGACAUGGGCGAAUAAAACGGACAUACCAUUAAAUACCGGCCUAUGGUCCUCUAUGGAGGACUUACAAAAUUAUAUCCGAGAAUGAGGUAUGAAAGAGGCAAUUUAUGAGACAAUUUUGAGAGCCCAGAUAUGAUAAAAUUUUCCGCAGGAAUGAGGGACCUCAUCCUGCAGCAGGCUCCACCACAUCAGUAUGGAAUUUUGGUAUCCAUACUGAAUCCCCUAGUGGCCUCA
Messenger RNA from Gallus gallus (chicken), 2178 nucleotides. RefSeq lists its product as uncharacterized. The transcript has a single exon. NCBI's taxonomy places the organism in Eukaryota, Metazoa, Chordata, Aves, Galliformes, Phasianidae. The record is from RefSeq and is a predicted model, not a curated record. Bases 1055 to 2032 code for a protein of 325 amino acids.